This is a messenger RNA of Aphidius gifuensis, 2846 nucleotides long. RefSeq names its product hrp65 protein-like. The record is from RefSeq and is a predicted model, not a curated record. Gene Ontology annotation, cellular component: nucleus. NCBI's taxonomy places the organism in Eukaryota, Metazoa, Arthropoda, Insecta, Hymenoptera, Braconidae. Gene Ontology annotation, molecular function: RNA binding. Gene Ontology annotation, biological process: regulation of DNA-templated transcription.
UUACGUGUUCUUUUCGUGGUAGGAUCCGAGGUGAACAGUGCUUCGAAAAAAAAAAAAAAAGAAAUAACCAUUUUAUACAAACCACGUUUUUUUUUUCUUUUUUUUUUUUAAUUUUAUUAAUCGUGUAUUAAAACUCAACUAGUGUACUUGUGUAAUAAUUAAGUUCGCGUAACCCUCAUUCAGGGUUUGUUGAUUAAAUUCAAUAAAAUAUAUAAUUUAAAUUAAAUUAAUAAACAUGGCCGCGGAAAAUAAUGUUAAACCUGAGCCAGCAAAACCAGCUCAACAAGAAAAUCAACGUGAAAAUACUAACAAUGAUAGUAACACGAAUAAUCCACGACCUGGUGGCGGUUCACAAAAUGCUGGUGUCAGUGGAUCACAAGGAGGCGGUGGCGGUAAUCGUGGCGGUGGCAUGAAUAAUAAUAACAAUAAUAAUAAUCGUGGACGUAAAAAUUCAAGAUUUUCUGGAGGUCGUGGAGGUAAUCAUGGCGGCGGAGGGCCUAGAAACAAUCAAGACAUGCAGAUAAAAAUGAGUGACUCCAUGAUUGAAGCUGAAAUGGGCAACAAUGAAAACAACAAAAUGGGAGGUGGUGGUGGAUUUCAUGGUGGACGAGGUGGUGGUAUGCGUGGUGGAAGAGGAGGAGGUCGUGGAGGACCUGGUGGUCCAGGUGGUAAUCGUGGUGGACCUGGUGGCGGCGGUGGUGGUGGUGGAGGAGACGGUAUGAAUCGUUCUCAAGAGGACAGAUUAAUGGAAAGAAUUAUGAGUAUUGGUGGUCCAACACAUGAAUUACCACCUCAAGACACAUCAGAAAAAAAAUUCAAUGGACGUAAUCGUCUUUAUAUUGGUAGUCUUCCAAAUGACAUCACUGACGAGGAAAUUCAAACUAUGUUCACACCAUUUGGUGAAAUAUCAGAAUUGUUUCUUAACAAAGAAAAGAAUUUUGCUUUUGUCAGAAUGGACUUUAGAGUAAAUGCUGAAAAAGCUAAGCAUGAGCUUGAUGGACACAUGUGGAAAGGUCGACCACUCAAAGUACGUUUUGCUCCACAUUUAUCAAAAUUAAAGGUCAAAAAUAUGACACCAUGGGUUUCAAAUGAACUCUUGGAGAGAGCAUUUAGUGUAUUUGGUGAGAUUGAACGAGCAACUGUAAUCGUUGACGAAAGAGGUCAAAGUACAUGUGAGGGUAUUGUCGAGUACACAAGAAAAUCAUCAGCAAUGGCAGCAUUAAAAAAAUGCACUGAUGGUUGUUACUUCUUGACUGCAUCAUUAAGACCAGUUGUCGUUGAGCAACUCCAACAACAAGAUGACAUUGAUGGUUAUCCAGAUAAAAAUAUUCCUCGUAACAAAAAGGACUUCAAGGCCAAUGUUGGACCACGUUUUGACGGCAGCUUGAGGCAUGAUGGCACCAGAUUACAAACAAAGAUACAAAAAAAAAGAAUGAUUGCUGAAGAAGAAAAACUUGAAGCACAAAUGGAAUUUGCUCGUUAUGAGCAUGAGACUGAAUUACUUAGAGACAAAUUGAGACUGAGAGAAGCUGAUCGUGAACAUAAAAAACGUCAGUGGGAAAUGAAAGAACGUGAAAUUGAAGAACAAAGAUCUCAUGAAGAUGAAAAUCGUAGACGUAAAGAAGAAGACAUGACUCUUAGAAUUCAUCGUCAAGAAGAAGAGCUUCACAGACGUCAGCAGGAAAAUAAUAUUUUUAUGCAAGAAAAUAAUAUUUUCAUGCAAGAACAAGCCAUGAGAGGUAACAGUGGUGGUGGCAAUGGUGGUGCAACUGGAACUGGAAUUGGUAAUCUUGGUGGUGGCAACAACACUGGAAAAAAUUACGAACCUUUAUUAAGCAAUAACAAACGUGAAGGCUACGGUGGACCUGAUGGAGGCAACAAUUUACCAGUGGACCCAAAGUCAUUUAUGGAUUCGUAUAAUAUGGAUCGUAGUGGUAGUAAUAGGGGUGGUGGAGGUGGAGUUUAUAAUGAUGAGCGUGGUGGACCAAUAAUGGAUUUAAUGGAUAUGAGAGUUGAUUUAGUUGGAAAUAUGGGUGGUAAUAAUCGUGGUAAUAGUACUGGAGGAAGUGUUGGUGGUGGAGGUGGGGGUGGUCGUUGGCAAGGUGGCAACGAUAGAAAUCGACAAGAAGAUUAUCCAAAUAAACGAAGACGUUACUGAAUUCUCAUCAGUAUUAACUCAAUCAGUAAAUGUUUAAUUAGUUUUUUUUUUGUUUUUUCAAAAUUGAAUAUUAUUAAUGUUCAUAAAAUUACUUAUUCAUUUAUUUUCAUUUUUGUGUUGAUCGUUCAUCAACAAUAUCAUCUUGAAUUUGCAAUUGUUCUCUUAAAGAUAUAAUUUUUAUUUUUUCUUGACUCUGACUUAUUCCAGUACAGAAAAUUAUAUUAAUUUUUUAUAACUCAAAUUAAGAUGAAAUUUAUAUAUUUUUUUUUUUUUCUUUUUUAAUUUAACAUUAUUAUUUUUUAAAGAAAAAAAAAUUACUUUAAUUACACAAUAUUACAAGUAAAUUAUUUAAAGUAUUUGAUGAUGAUUAUUAUUUUUUAUUAUAUUGACUUAUUAUUUUUUUUUUUUUCUUGUGUAAUGAGAGCUAUAAAAAUAAUGAUAGAAAAAAAAUUACGCUACAUGAUAUUUAUUAUUCGUGUUGAGUGAUUUACAAUUGGCGCAAUUUGCCAUGAUAAAAUGUGUAAUAAGAUUUAAAGAAAAAAGUAAUAUAAUAAUUUAAGAAUUAUUGAGAUUACGAUGGCUAGUCUUUUCUCCUUGUUAAUUUCUAAUACGAAUUUAAACAAAUGAAAAAAAAAAUCAUAUAACGACUUGGAGAAAUGAAUAUCUUUAUAUAAAAAAAAAACCGUCU